UUCGACCGUUAAACACAGAAGUUGGAAGCGAGGAAGAGUCGCAAGAUCCUCGCGAGAAUCGUGGUUUUUUGGGGGUAUAUUCUGUUCCUUCGAGUCGAAGUCCUCGUAAAGACUGUUCUCGUCCAUUGACGCCGUAACACGAUGGAGAAUUUUGUGAAGAUCGAGAAAAUUGGCGAAGGCACAUAUGGCGUCGUUUACAAAGGCAAGCACAAAAAAACUGGGCAGAUCGUAGCCAUGAAGAAAAUUCGCCUUGAGAGCGACGACGAAGGAGUACCUUCGACGGCAGUGAGAGAGAUUUCAUUGUUGAAAGAACUAAAGCAUCCGAAUGUCGUUAAAUUGGUGGACGUUUUAAUGGAAGAAUCUCGGCUGUAUCUCAUCUUUGAAUAUCUUACUAUGGAUUUAAAGAAAUACAUGGACAGUCUAGGCACUGCAAAAUUGGAGCCAGAAGUAAUUAAAUCAUAUUUGUAUCAGAUCACUCGUGCAAUUUUAUUUUGUCACACCCAUAGAGUGCUACACCGGGAUCUGAAGCCGCAGAAUUUAUUAAUUGACAAAUGUGGUGUAAUUAAAGUGGCAGACUUUGGAUUAGGCCGAGCCUUUGGGAUCCCAGUACGAGUUUAUACCCAUGAAGUUGUUACUUUAUGGUACAGAGCACCAGAGAUUCUUCUUGGGUCCAGUAGAUAUUCUUGUGCCAUUGAUAUUUGGAGUAUUGGUUGCAUAUUUGCAGAAAUGGCCACAAAGAAACCAUUGUUUCAAGGAGACAGUGAAAUCGACCAGUUAUUCAGAAUAUUCCGUGUGUUAAAAACUCCUACGGAAGACAUAUGGCCUGGUGUAACACAGCUCCCGGAUUAUAAAGCAACAUUCCCAAAUUGGAAAACAAAUAAUUUAGCAAAUCACGUGAAAACCUUGGAUGCAGACGGUCUCCACCUCUUGCAAGCGAUGCUCAUCUAUGAUCCGGUGUAUAGAAUAUCUGCUCGAGCAGCACUUCGGCAUCCUUAUUUCGAUGACUUGGAUACUACUAAGUUACCAUCUACAUGAUCAAAGAGAUACUUGAUGCUGUACAUGUACAAUCUCAGGAGUGAUUCUAUGUUAGGCUUUUAUCUUAUUUAACUAUUAUUGAUUACAAUCUUAGUAUCAACUUUUAAACAUUAUUUUAUUCUAUGUAUUUGUACAUCUUCCAGGUAUUAUGCUCUUGAAUCGUUAAGUGUCAAAGUAUAUUUUUAAUUCCUCGUUUAAGACUCGUCUUGCGUAAAUAUUUAUAUUAUUAAUACAUUAUUCAGGAUUCUCAAAUUUACUGAAAUUCAGGUUUUGUACCAUAUGCAGAUUAACACAAUUCUUGUCUUUGUCCGUUUCCAAUUUAGCGUUUUAUUAACAAGACGUGUCUUGAAAAGAAAUUCAUCUUGUUAACUAUAAGCUGUACAAAACAGGAAAAUUAUCGUAUCGUCGAAUGUCCAUUCUUAAUAUGUGACAAACUAGUUUUUAAAAAAAUCUUAUACGAAUUCGUGCGAUAGUUGGCAUAACUUUUUCUAUGUAAAAUAAUGCACUAUGUAUUUUUGUGUCACAUUGUUAAGGUAAUUUAUAAUAAAAACGCAUUUUUAUGAACAAAUUUAAA
Orussus abietinus is the source of this 1609-nucleotide messenger RNA. RefSeq names its product cyclin-dependent kinase 1 (gene Cdk1). Gene Ontology annotation, cellular component: nucleus. NCBI's taxonomy places the organism in Eukaryota, Metazoa, Arthropoda, Insecta, Hymenoptera, Orussidae. Gene Ontology annotation, biological process: protein phosphorylation; mitotic G2 DNA damage checkpoint signaling; G2/M transition of mitotic cell cycle. Gene Ontology annotation, molecular function: RNA polymerase II CTD heptapeptide repeat kinase activity; cyclin-dependent protein serine/threonine kinase activity; ATP binding. The record is from RefSeq and is a predicted model, not a curated record. Bases 142 to 1035 code for a protein of 297 amino acids. The transcript has 4 exons.